Molecule: messenger RNA, 4434 nt
Organism: Dendroctonus ponderosae (mountain pine beetle)
Lineage: Eukaryota; Metazoa; Arthropoda; Insecta; Coleoptera; Curculionidae
Product: vitellogenin
Exons: 6
Coding region: 55-4434 (1459 amino acids)
Biological process (GO): lipid transport
Molecular function (GO): lipid carrier activity
Source: RefSeq, a predicted model, not a curated record
UAUUGAAGACCUCGGAGAGGUGGUCACACUUGUGAGCUCCGAUCUCAGUGCAAGAUGAGGUCUCCAGUGCUUGCGUUAGCCCUUGUUGGUUUGGUGUUUGGAGCUCGCCAACCAGGAUGGAAGGACCACACUGAGUACGUUUAUCGUGUCGAUGGACGUUCCCUCACUAGCUUAAAUGAGCUCGCCGAUCAGUAUUCCGGUAUAUUUAUCAAAGCCAAAUUACACGUCUCCCCACGUUCUGAUGGAAAGCUCCAGGCGUGGAUCUCUGAAUCUCAAUACGCUCAGAUUCAUAGCCAGAUGCCGAAUGGUUGGAACUCCGAAAUUCCAGAAUCUCAGCUGAACUUCAAGCAAUUGGGCCUCUCGAAAAAGCCAUUCCAAAUCAUCAGUCAAAAUGGCUUGAUUAAGAGCUUGGUGGUGGAAAAGGAUGUCGCCAAUUGGGAGGCGAAUGUGAUUAAAAGUAUCGUCAGUCAAUUCCAACUUGAUCUCCAAGGCAAAAGGGCUGUUGAAUCGCACGCCACUACCUUGCCAAAUGAUGAAAAGAUGGAAGCAGUGUUCCAAACCAUGGAAGACACCGUCACAGGUGAAACUGAAACCAAUUACGACAUUCAUCAACUUCCUGAAUAUUUGGUCGAUAGCCAACCAUGGUUAGUUCCCCAGCAGCAGCUGCAGGGACAUGGAAAGAUCUAUGAAGUACUGAAGAGCAAGAACUACACUACUAACAGAGCUAUGCCUGCUUAUCAGUAUGGGUUUGGAGAAGUUCAGGAAGGAAAGCCAACUGGCAACCGAAUGGGAGAUUUCUUAACCAGAUCUGCCCUCUCUCGGGUCGUCUUGACCGGCCAACUUUCAAAGUACACCAUUCAAAGCUCCCAGACUGUAAAUAAGAUCAUCAUCAACCCAACUUUGAAUGGAAAACAACGUGGCUCUGCCGUCAGCUCUUUAAAUAUGACUUUGGUUGAAGUGAAAAGCCAGACCAAACAACCACAGGAAAUGUCUUCCCCCAUCGAUAUUGGAAACCUAGUUUACACUUAUGAACAUCCCUUUGCCUCUUCCAACAAAGUGCAACGAAAAUUACAGGGCAAAGACUUGGCCAGUGGAGAAAGCGAAGAACAUACGCCUAGAGGAAAACGAUCUUUAUUGCAAUCCAUAAAGAAGUCCAUCCUAGGAGAACACACCGAAGCUAACUCAGAAGAACAGGUACAGUACCAGAUGAGACCUCAAAUGGAGGAAUCUCCAGAGUCACCCCUAUUGCCAUAUUAUAUGGGAUACCAUGGAAAAUCCAUUAAGGCCAACAGCGACUUUGAUGUAAAGGAAACAGCCCAACGAAUGUCAAGAGAAAUCAGCGAUGAUUUGGCAGAACCCGACCAAAUUCUGACUCAGUCUACCCUUAGCAAAUACGCCAUGCUUGUAUCUUUGGUCCGAUUAAUGAAUCAGAAGGAAAUUAGAGCAGUUACACAGCAACUCUACAAGCCAGAACAACAACAACAACAAGGCUCAUGGAUGACCUUCCGUGAUGCUGUAUCCGAAGCUGGAACUGGGCCUGCAUUUUUGGCCAUCGAAGAAUGGAUUUCUACGAAGAAAGCUGAAAAGGGCGAAGCCGCCGAACUGGUUGCUUCAAUGGCAAACUCAGUACGAGUCCCAACUGAAGAAUACAUGCAAAAAUUCUUCUCCUUAACGCAAAACCCAGAAGUGAUGAGCCAAGAGCAACUCAACGAAACCAGUGUCUUAUCGUUUACCCGUUUGUUAAACAAGGUAUACGCCAAGAAAACCGAAUCUCAGAAUCAAUUCCCGGCUUCCAGCUUCAGAUCUUUUUACACAAAAGACGGAAAAGACUUCGUUAAGACUGUAGUAAUUCCUUAUUUGUCUCAGCAGCUCGAUGAAGCUGUUAUGCAAGCGGACUCGCGUAAAAUCCACGUUGCGAUUCGCGCACUCGGAAGCGUUGGCGACAAAAAAGUUCUGGAAGCCUUUGAACCUUACUUGGAAGGACAAAAACAGGCCUCCCAGUACCAGCGAAUGCUCAUGAUUUUGUGCUUAGACAAGCUUGUGGAAUCAAACCCAACAACUGCCCAAGCUGUAAUGUACAGGAUUUACCAAAACGUCGGUGAAGUUCCCGAAGUUAGAGUCGCUGCCGUUUAUCAACUGAUGCGAACUAAUCCUUCUGCUCAAAUGCUUCAACGCAUGGCUCAAAGUACCAAUGUCGAUGCUCAAGAGGACGUCAAUGCCGCCGUUAAAUCUGCUAUUGAAAGUCUCAGCCAGCUCGAAGCUGCCGAAUCCCAAUCUUUAAAAUUUAAUCAUUCACAUGAGCGAUUUUUUGCAGUAAUUCGCGAAAAGGAACAGAUGAUGAAGAAUGGCAAGCAAUUCCAGUACACUAAACUGAAGCAACUGAGACAAAUGGCGCUUUCACUGCCCACUGAAUUGGGUCUGCCUUUCCUGUACACCUACGACAUUCCAUUGUUGAUUCGAGCCGAAGGAAAUGUGGUAGCUCGUGCCACGCCCGAAAUCUCCAAUGGAAAGGUCCUGCGUACCCCCGAGGAAGUAUCUGCUCAAGUCGAAGGUUUUACCACAGUGAGUGCGAAGGUUCAGAGUCAGUUAAGUGUGAUCACACCGUUUGAUCAUCAAGUCUACACUGCCGGAAAUGACAAAAACAUGCACAUCCAUUUGCCUAUGAAAGCUAACGUGGAAGUCGACAUUCCAAAGAAAACCGUUUCCAUUGAAAUCGAAUCAAAGCAAACUCAGAAAAAUGCGCGUCUUUUCCACUUCAGCUCAUGGCCCUACACAUCGAGAAGCGAUGUUAUGAGUCUUACUCCAGCUGCCUUGAGACCCAACACCCACUACAUUAGGCCAGAAAAUGUAAACGCUAAGCCAUUUGACUUCGUUUGGGGUAAGAAAGAAACAGGCAUGAGUUUCCGUGUUUGGGGCUCCAGCUCACAACAGCCCACCCCUUUGUGGCAAUUCCUGGACGCCGUCAGAUCGGAAGGAGUAAUCAGCGCCUUGAGCCAAGUAUGGAAUCCUACCACGCUAGAACAAACUGAAGUUAACGUAGAACAGGACAGACAGAAUUCACAAAACCGAAAGGUAAAGAUCAACGCCGGAUUCCACUCGCAAUACAACAGCCAGCCUAAGGCCGCCAGGAAGGAAGAAUUUUACAACUUGAAGCAGAUGUGGUCGAGGCUUGAUGGCAGCAGCCAAAGCCGUCAACAAGAACUGUUGAAACAUGUCAGCUCCGGUAUCAACAACGCCUGGUCAAAGAGCGUUGAUGCUUCCGUGGAGUUCGAAGGAGAACAAUCCGACAAGCACACAUUCUCAUGGGCCUUCGCGAAAAGUAACGUAAACCCUGAAUCCCGAAUGGUCUUUGCCUACAAGAACAACGCACGAAAGCCUUGUGAGGCCUCACUUGAAGUCAAGGGACACCUUCAAAAUACCAAUGAAUUGGACCUUACAACUAUGUUGAAUACUAAUGUUAACGCAAAAUACGAAGCGUUAUGGCAACAGAGCCAAGAAGGGCGGAAGCCUACGAAUGUGAGAGCAAUAGUUGAUAUGGGCAGAAGCGAAUCUCGCAGGAAAUCAUUGCAAAAGCUGCCAAUGUAUCAGGUUUGCAAGAACGAAAUGGAACAAGGCAAUCGUCAGUUGGCCGCCUGCCAAAACAUGACUAUUGAGGCAAACUACCUCAACGAAAUCAAAGCUGAAAUCAAACACGAGAAUGUACAGCCAACAUCCGCCAAGCAUCUGGAAUAUGCCUUCCAAGCUCUUCGCAUUGCUGCUUAUCCAAACAUCGACGUUAGUGAGGAGCAUUCGGGAAGCAAAAAUGAGGAAAUUCACUUGAGAGUGGAAUUCGAACCUAGACAAUUGCGCCAAUUCAACGCAACUGUUAUCGCUAACAACCAGCAAACCAAAUUCAACGACGUUCCCCUAAGUCAACUAUGCAGAACCGCGUUGGUUCCUCAUGCGAUGUUCAACUUCAACGAGCGCUUGCAAGGACAGCUUCUUACCCAGGAUAACAUGAAACCUACUUGCAUAAUCGACGAAGCUGCAGCCCAAACCUUCAGCAAUAGAAGUUAUCCUUUGUCGCUUGGAACCGGAUGGACUGUGAUGAUGCAAUACGUCCCCCAACAUGCUCGUUCAGGGCGCCAGGCAAGCCAGAAAUUGAGAGAGCAAGAAAUUAACUACAUCGUGCUUGUUAGAGAAGUAACUCAGCAACAGAAGGAAGUAAAAAUCACGUUGAACCAUCCGAAAACCGAAGAGAAAACCGUCGAAAUUGACUUGCAAUACUUGCAAAAUGUCGUUGCUACAGUCGACGGGCAGACAGUUCAAUUCAACGACAAUAAAGCAGCCGAUUUCUUCAACGGAUAUCUUGAAAUCUACGCUUUGCCCAAUGGAGAAGUCAAAGUGGAAGUCCAAGACUGGUUCUCCAUUGAAUUAAUGAAUGCCGACGAUUGA